UUCGUCUUGCUUCUGCUUCUUCUGCAUCUCCCACCUCCCCACCUCAACUCGAUCGCCUCGCGACAAUCCCAGCGACCGCUUUGACUGGCGCAUUGCAACCGUUCCCUUACUCCGGUCGGUCCAGUUCUGUCCGCGCCGAGCCAGCAAUUCUCAACCAUCAGCCACGACCUCAACUCAUCUACACACCCACCAAACCAUCACAAUGUCCUCCCCACCCCCACCGCCGACCAACCCUCUCAAACGCCCCUCCAUCUCCUCCACCUCCUCGCAACCACUGGGCACGAACCCGAAACGCGCCCGCAUGCACCCCCUGCGCCAGACCUCCUUCCCGAGCACGAUGGACCUCGACUCCCGCACGUUCAGCGACGCCGGCAGCGUGACGGGCAGCUUCACGGGCAGCCUGGGCGGCACCAGCGCGGACGGGGUGUUUCUGACCAAGGGCAAGAAGCGCGGCCGGAAGAGUAAGGCGGAGAAGGAGCGCGAGCGGGAAGAAAGUCUGCGGGCGGGGAUGGAUCGUUCGGGGUCUGUGGAUGCGGAGGGCAUGUCCAUGAGGGCUGGGACGGCAGGGAGUGGUGUUGGUGUUGGUGGUGGUGGUGGUGGUGCGGGCGGAGAGGAUGCGGAUGAGGAUGAAGAUUUUGAUGAUGAGGGGGAACUGUUGGGGAGGGAGGAAGGGACGACGGAUACGGAGGCGGAGAAGAAGAAUCUUGCGUUACUGGUCGACGCGUUUAAUCCUCUACAGUCCGAACGGUAUGAUCUGUUCAAGCGAGCCAAGUUACGGAAGGAGACGCUGCGGAGGAUUGUCAAUCAUGCCCUCUCGCAGUCGGUGCCGGCCAGUGUGGUCACGACGAUCAAUGGGUUUACGAAGGUGUUUGCGGGCGAGAUCAUCGAGAAGGCGCGGACGGUGCAGGCCGAAUGGGCGCUGGCUCAUGACCAGGCGGCAAUGGCCGCGUUGGAGGCCGAGCAGGCGAACAACCCAUCCUCAUCCUCCUCCUCAUUGGCAUCGGCAUCGGCAUCGGCAUCCCACCCCCUUCCUGCGCCAAGAAAAGAGGCCAAUGCCAAUGCCAAUGCCAAUGCCAAGCUGCCGCCAAAUCCCCACCGCGGCCAACUGCUGCCCUCGCACCUGCGGGAGGCGCUGCGACGGUACAAGCGGGACGGCGAAGGGGGCGGCGUCGGAUUCUCAGGUCUUAGUAUGGGCAACCUGGGGGUGCGAGGGUCGGUGACAUGGACGGCUGGCAGUGUCGGCGGGCGGCGGAUCUUCCGCUGAUCUGGAUGAUGUGCUGAGAUGAUUAUUGAUUGCAUGAGGCCGAGGUGACAGGUCAGUCAGUUGUCGCAGAUAAGCUGCUGUUAAUAGUUAAUCAAUGCAAUGCAAUGAAAUGAAA
Molecule: messenger RNA, 1379 nt
Organism: Aspergillus heteromorphus CBS 117.55
Lineage: Eukaryota; Fungi; Ascomycota; Eurotiomycetes; Eurotiales; Aspergillaceae
Product: transcription initiation factor TFIID subunit 11 family protein
Exons: 2
Coding region: 203-1264 (353 amino acids)
Biological process (GO): transcription initiation at RNA polymerase II promoter; RNA polymerase II preinitiation complex assembly
Cellular component (GO): transcription factor TFIID complex; nucleus
Molecular function (GO): transcription coactivator activity; protein heterodimerization activity
Source: RefSeq, a predicted model, not a curated record